ACGUGGCCUUUUAUAUGUUUUAGCUGCGAGGGCAAAGGGAACUUUUUUGCAUUGUGGACCGAGCCACGUGUUUUUCACCCCGGGAUCAGGACAAUGGGACACACCCCUCCUGGUCCGUUUCCUGUUUCCCGACCGGUCUCUUCAAUCACUUCCGCUGCCGUUGCUGCGACACGGGACGUCAACAGCAAUGGCGGACAAAGAGAAACGCCGGUCCGGGGUGCCUCCUCCUCCUCCUCCUCCCGGGAUGCCCGAGGGCAACGCCACCAGGUCGGACAGCGACAGGGAGUUUCUGUCGCAGGCGGGGCUGGGGGAGCUGCUGCGCGGGGCCAUCCUGAAGAUGGUCGAGGCCCGGUCGGACGACCCCAUCGGGUUCCUGGCGGACCACUUCUGCAACCUCGCCGCCACGACGGAGAGGGGCACGGCCGGAUGCGGCGACGCGGACCAGCAGCUGAGCAACGGCCCGCCGAGCGCCAGCGCCCAGGAGCAGCAGCAUCUCAACCGGGCGCUGUGGCACCUGCGGCUGGCGCACCACUCCCAGAGAUCUGCCUUCAGCAACAACGUCUGUGUGGCCUACGACCUCCUGAACCUCACUGGGCCCCAUAGACAUCCAGGUGAGGCUCCUGAAGGCCCCGACGGCUCCUGCACUGAGAGCCCAACAGGAGGAGGAGGAGGAGGGGUGAGAGGAGGCCUCUACACACAGACUCUGGAGUGUCUAUGCAGUGAAGGUGGGGUCCCUGCGUCCACGUUCGCGCCACUCCUCCGACGCCUCCACUGCCAAGACCACGAAGCGGUCCCUUACGAAGUCUUCCGUCACGGCGUGCUCACGUGUGCUGUGUUCUCAGACUACAUCCGGCAGGCCCAGAGGCUCUACGCCGAGGUGUGCUGCCCGGACGACGGGCCCGCCUCGCGGGCGCUGAGCCUGGCCGUGCUGGGGACCCUGAAAGAAGCUCUGGAGACGUCCCAGGGCUGCGAAGCGAACUGCUGCGUCAAUGCAAACACCAAAGGAAACUCCUGCCUGGAGGCAAAGGCGAUCUGCUACCUGAAGGCCAGCUCCAAGAUCUCUCCCUGGAAGCUCGCCCAGGCCAUGUCCGGAGCACAGGCGCGGGGUCCGGGUGGCAACAUGGACGCAAAGGAGUUUGAGAAUGCAGCCGCUGAGCUUUUUAUCACUCGAGUUAAAGUCGUGUCCUAGGUUUGUUCUCCGUGUUCUCAUGAUUUAUGAAUGUACAGCCAUCUACAGUAUACGAUAGAGUAAAUAAUCACCCUUGCCGCCUAAAUGGCAGAUUGUCUACAUAAGACCCACAGAUAUAACCUCCUCUGCCACUGUCUGGUGGAAAACACUUAAGAUAAUCCACAUUGUUUUGUGUCUGUUCUUGAGCUUACUAAUGUCAACGGCGUCUGCAGGCAGCCACUGUGCCGUGUGAAGGACACAGAGUUCCUUGGAUAGACCAAAUAUAUUGAAAUCAGUAUUUGUCCUGACAGUUUCCAUUGUCGUUCAGUCUUUUCCAUGAAAUGCUCAGUUCAGAAAAUAACACUGCGACGCUACAUCUACUGCAAUUCAAUACAACAGCCCUGUAAUAUAUCAUCACUAUUUAGAUUUUUAUUAACUCAUCAUUUUAUUGUUUUUGUUGAGCAAAGUGAUGUUGAUUAAAAAGGCUGUAGAUUGGGAUGUUGAUGUACAUAGAAGCAUUUCUAAUGUUUUGUUUUACAAAGAGACUUACUAUAGACUUUACUAUACUAAAUUAUGUUGCCAAAUAAAGGCACUUAUUAUAGUGUAGAUAAAGAUUGUACAUGCACAAAUAAGGAUAAUCUUCAUCAAAAAUGAUAUAUUGUUAUAGAUAAAAACUACAGAGUAUAGUAAAUAAUUUAACUUACACCAUUCACAAAAUUAAAAUGUUGCUGUUUCGGUCCCACUUCCAAUACAUUUAUCAAUCAAUACAUUUCAAUCUUAUCUUCUGUCUUAUACUGUACUGAUUUUGAUUAUAUCACUGCACUACUUUUUUUUAUUUUUAUCGAACCUUGUGUUGCUUUUUCCCCUCACCGUGAUUGUAAUGCACUUUGGCUCAAAUCCUGCUGUUUUGAAUGUGCUAAAAGAAAUCUGACUUGAAUAGACUACAACAAUAAAUAUAUAACACAGACA
Messenger RNA from Scophthalmus maximus (turbot), 2137 nucleotides. RefSeq names its product tubulin polyglutamylase complex subunit 1 (gene tpgs1). NCBI's taxonomy places the organism in Eukaryota, Metazoa, Chordata, Actinopteri, Pleuronectiformes, Scophthalmidae. The transcript is spliced from 2 exons. The record is from RefSeq and is a predicted model, not a curated record. Gene Ontology annotation, biological process: protein polyglutamylation. Gene Ontology annotation, molecular function: microtubule binding. Bases 188 to 1189 code for a protein of 333 amino acids.